UUAACUGAUCAAACACACUCAACUUCACUUCUACUAAUACCAGUCCAGUCCCUACUACAUGGGGCUAAUUAUCAAAAAUCAAACACAGCCUUGCAAACUGGCAAGCAAAUUACUGUUUUGUAUGUACACAAAAUCACACAAAAUGCUCCAUUCCUCAUCUUCUUGCCCGUACCUGUUCCUUUUCUUUACACUCGAAUACAGUUGGAAUCGCAAAGGAAAAGCAAGAUAUUCCCCCCCUUUUUUGGACAAAACAACAAGAACGGAAAUUUGAAGGCAAUCAGACACACUUACAGAAACAAAGUCGGAUCUUACUUUGUAACAAAAACACACAUGCUACU
This is a messenger RNA of Linum tenue, 338 nucleotides long. The record is from the annotation of a GenBank genome assembly. Lineage: Eukaryota; Viridiplantae; Streptophyta; Magnoliopsida; Malpighiales; Linaceae.